Molecule: messenger RNA, 523 nt
Organism: Lindgomyces ingoldianus
Lineage: Eukaryota; Fungi; Ascomycota; Dothideomycetes; Pleosporales; Lindgomycetaceae
Exons: 1
Coding region: 154-441 (95 amino acids)
Source: RefSeq, a predicted model, not a curated record
CACACCGCCCGGCCGAGAUUGGCUGCCGGGUGAUGUGGACAGGCGAUCAAACCAACACCAUUGUAAAUCAGGAAUUCGCUUGUCGGGAAGCCUGUUGUCCGGCAUGAGAAAUUCGCUGUGGCUGGGUCCCUGCAACUUCACAGAAGUGCCAGCAUGUCCGCCGUUUCGAUAACGAUAAGUGGUUUAUCGGUGAUGGCGGUGGCGCCGUCUCCCGGCCUGUCAAGGAUCCAUGCCGAACGGUCCUGUGCAAAGGGGCUUGCAAAAGGCUCCAGAGCCUCAACAAUUCAGCUGCGGAGACACCGGCCCAGCGUCUGUGUGCGACGCAGGCGGCCAAUGGCCCUGUUCAAAUUGCACUGCACCUCCUCGCGACGCCGAGAGCCCGCGAAAGUUUCGUUGCUGCACAAACUUCUUCCCGGCAAGGCUGCAAUCGAUUUCCCCUGAGCCACGCAUCGGGCGAUAGAUUAAAUUGCGCCUAACGGUGUCGCGGAUGACGAAAGUGACAAGCGCUGUCAAGCAGGCCCGG